This is a messenger RNA of Lactuca saligna, 645 nucleotides long. The record is from the annotation of a GenBank genome assembly. Lineage: Eukaryota; Viridiplantae; Streptophyta; Magnoliopsida; Asterales; Asteraceae.
AUGGAAAUCAUCGAAGAGGACGCUUCUUCUUCCUCAUCUUCAUCUCAAACUGAGAUUGGCGAAACAAUCUCACCUCCAUCGAUCAAGAAACGGAAAGCCGGGAGAAAGAAAUUCAAAGAGACAAGACACCCGAUCUAUAGAGGUGUCCGGGUAAGAAACGGGUCCAAAUGGGUGUGCGAAGUUCGUGAACCCAACAAGAAAUCAAGAAUAUGGUUGGGUACAUUUCCAACCGCUGAAAUGGCAGCUAGAGCUUACGAUUCUGCAACCCUAGCCUUACGUGGUGAUGCCUCACCACUCAACUUUCCUGACUCCGCUCAUCUGAUUAAACGAGCCAAAUCAUCUUCUGCCCAUGAUAUUCGAGAGGCUGCUCUUGAAGCAGCUCUUGCCUUUAGGCCGGAAGGUUAUGAACAUAGGUCAUCUAGGUCGCCUGUGUCUUUUCAGAUUGAAAAGGUGGCGGUGGAGGUGCCAGAGAUGGAUUUCGUCGAUGAAGAGCUUUUGUUUAAUGAGCCAAGUUAUUACAAUAACCUUGCCGAGGGAUUGGUUAUUACACCACCAGCAAUGAAACACGGGUUUAAUUGGGGUGGUGACUUUGAUUGGCCUUGCGAUUUUGAUUCGGAUAUGGACUUGACUCUCUGGAGGUAUUAA